ACUUUUCCAGUCACGUGACGUACAGCUGUCUGAACGUCACAGCAGUCGUCGUCGGUCUGGAUAAUUCCACAUGAGCGAAAAAUGGCGUUCACAUUCGCGGCCUUUUGUUAUAUGCUGGCGUUACUGCUGACGGCGGCGCUUAUCUUCUUCGCUAUUUGGCAUAUAAUUGCAUUUGAUGAGCUGAAGACUGACUAUAAGAAUCCUAUAGACCAGUGUAACACGUUAAAUCCGCUCGUCUUGCCGGAGUACCUCAUCCAUGUGUUCUUCUGCGUAAUGUUCCUGUGUGCCGCAGAAUGGCUGACGCUUGGACUCAACAUGCCCCUGCUGGCCUAUCACAUCUGGAGGUAUAUGAGCCGCCCUGUGAUGAGUGGCCCUGGAUUGUAUGACCCCACUACAAUAAUGAAUGCAGAUAUUCUGGCGUACUGUCAGAAGGAGGGCUGGUGCAAACUUGCAUUCUACCUCCUCUCAUUCUUCUACUAUCUUUACGGGAUGAUCUAUGUUUUGGUGAGCUCUUAAACUGGAUAGAGUUUAAGAAAGCAUAUAUGGAAGCAUUUGAGAUGCUGAUUUUAAAACCCAAAUGGAGCUGAAUUUGGACUCUGCCAUCUCUCUGAGUUCUGCUCGGCUGUUUAAAAUGGACAUUGACUUGACUUCUCAUUGGCAAAGAAAGAUCCAGGAAAUCAAGCAGCCUGCACAACUCCGGAACCACACACACAAAAAUGAACGAUUACCAACCCUUCAGUACAACUAGACUAGACUCAUAUACACACAUGCCACACCAGUGCUAAAGCACUUCACACACUGAGCAUUAGUAGAUGAGAGGAAACGGUUUACAUUGACCAGAUCAUGUCCAAAGCAGAGGCACAAGGGCUUCAACACUGUACUACUGAAGGAUAUGUGCAAAGACUUUACUCUUGUGUUUUCAAACUGUAGGACAAAAUGAAGUCUUGAUUUGUAGCAUU
Molecule: messenger RNA, 959 nt
Organism: Carassius carassius (crucian carp)
Lineage: Eukaryota; Metazoa; Chordata; Actinopteri; Cypriniformes; Cyprinidae
Product: protein cornichon homolog 1
Exons: 5
Coding region: 82-516 (144 amino acids)
Biological process (GO): vesicle-mediated transport
Source: RefSeq, a predicted model, not a curated record